This is a messenger RNA of Eucalyptus grandis, 2431 nucleotides long. RefSeq names its product glucose-6-phosphate isomerase 1, chloroplastic-like. Gene Ontology annotation, cellular component: cytosol. The transcript has 14 exons. Gene Ontology annotation, molecular function: monosaccharide binding; carbohydrate derivative binding; glucose-6-phosphate isomerase activity. NCBI's taxonomy places the organism in Eukaryota, Viridiplantae, Streptophyta, Magnoliopsida, Myrtales, Myrtaceae. Gene Ontology annotation, biological process: gluconeogenesis; glucose 6-phosphate metabolic process; glycolytic process. The coding region runs from base 1293 to 1937 and encodes 214 amino acids. The record is from RefSeq and is a predicted model, not a curated record.
AGAAAAUAUCUGCAAAUUUCUCUCUCUCCUCACUUGAAUGGGCGGGUUCUCUCUCCUCUGAAAGAACCAAGAAUGCUCAGAGCCUUCCUUUCCUUCUCCGAGCAUCCCACCUCUCUCCGCCUCCGCCUCCGCCUCGGUUCCGUUCCUUCUCCGUGCAUCCCACCUCUCUCCGCCUCCGCCUCCGGACCUCCGCCUCUGCCUCGGUCGCUGGUCCUCUGCCUCUGGCAUCUCGGUCUCGUUCCCGAGCGGCACCAGGCUCCCCGCCGCUGACCGGGCGCUGUCCUGUCGCUGGCCGCUCGGUCGCGAGGGAGAUCUCGGCGGAUUUGGGCGGGGUCGACGGCGCGGCGAAGAAGGAGAGGCCUGCUGCAUUUUCUCUCUCUUUCUCGGUGAUUUCAGGCUCGACGUCGAAGCAGAGAAGGAGGAAGAACAAGAAGGAGAAGAUGGGUCCUUGCUUUUCUGCUUCUGGGUUUAUCUCUUGAAGUGAACUCAGAUGUCAAGGGUGGUUUUCCAAUUCUCGUUUUGAAUGGAGAUAAGAGACUCACGCUUCUGCCAUCGCUUCCUCCACAAAAAGAAUCUCCUAUCCCGAGCCCUCUCACUCACCCCAAGCGCCCCCCCUCUCUCUGUAUCCAGCCCUCUCACUCACCCUAAGCCUUCCCUCCUCGCCUCUGUCCUCGUCACCGUCAUCGACUUUCCAGCCGUGGCUACAGAAAUCGCCGGCUGCCGACUGGCCUCUCGACCUUCUUUGUCUUCUACUCCUUAUUCGGUCCCGAUUUCAGGCUCGAGUACGUAGCCAAGGAUUUUGAAGCAUAAGAGGUUUGCGAGGCUAUAUUGGUGGCGGUGCUAAGUUUUGGGGUUUCGGCGACGCCGUGACGGCCGCGAGGGAUAUUGUGGUGGAGGAGAGAGAGGCGUAUGGGUCGAGGCAGAGUUGGAUAGCUUAUCAGGAGGCUGAGGGGGAGAGUUCUUCAUGGGCCCUUUUGACUCCUGAAGCGAGUCGCGUCCCGCCAUUCCCACCGGAGACUACAAUGAAGGUGGGAAGCUCUCAUUCUCCGAAUUUUCUGACUUGAUGAAUGCUUUUGGAAAUCAAUUGGCUGCUGACAAGAUGCUUGGCUUCUUUCAACAUUUCAAAUUCGCUCUUCAUUUCCAAUCUCCACACUUUUGGUUGGCACUGAUGAGAGAUUUAUUGUCAAAGGCUAAGGUGCUCAUGUGGUUUUGACAGAGGUGUUGCCAUAACAUAAGAGAACUCGUUGUUGGACAACACUGCGCGGAUUGAGGGCUGGUUGGCUAGAUUUCCAAUGUUUGACUGGGUGGGUGGCAUAACAUCUGAAAUGUCUGCAGUUGGUCUACUUCCAGCAGCCCUUCAAGGGAUCGAUAUCAGACAAAUGCUUGCUGGCGCAUCCUUCAUGGAUGGGGCAACUAGGACGAAAGUGUAUCAAUUUUGCCGGCAAUUCAAAUCCUGGUUCAAGAUGCAGAGUAAAUCUGCAAUGCAAGUCGGAGAGAUGAUCCUAUUUCCUUUGUCCAGGAUAUCCAUUACUGUGAAGAACAACCCUGCUGCAUUGCUUGCUUUAUGUUGGUAUUGGGCUUCUGAUGGUGUAGCAUCUAAGGACAUGAUAAUUCUUCCUUACAAAGACAGCCUUCUAUUAUUCAGUUGUAUCUGCAACAAUUUGAUUUGGAUGGCUAUCGGGUCAAUCAAUGGGUUACUGUUUAUGGGAAUAAAGGAAGCACAGACCAGCAUGCGUAAGUUAUGUUUUGAUAAAGUGUCGAAGCUGGGAAAAAGGCAGCAGCAGAAGUAUUUGCUCGUCAGAAACGGGUUCUGGCUUUACUCAAUGAGGCCAGGUAUCUUACUAGAACAAGCUUGUCUAAGAUGGAAACUAUCAGCUCUUAAGGAACGGGGAACACUUAAAGAAACUGUCGAGUGGGGUGGUAGGCAUUGGAGAUGAUGGACAGAAAGAGGUCCGCAUUGAAAGGACAGAUGAAUUUGGCCGAAUAUUAACCCCAAAGGAAGCUUUCCGAUUGCUUUCCCAUAAAUUUCAUGGAAAAGGGCCUGGCAAAAUGAAGCAAGAGAAGCGCAUGAAGCAAUGCCAGGAAGAAUUGAAGUUGAAGCAGAUGAAGAAUUCAGACGCGCCUUCUUUGUCUGCAGAGAGGAUGAGGGAAGCUCAAGCUCAAAUGAAGACACCUUAUCUUGUGCUUAGUGGUCAUGUUAAGCCUGGGUAUGUUUUCCUGUGUUAAAAAAUCAAGUUACUAGUUCUUUAUUCAUUGGCAUUUAAGCACAUAGCAUUUUAGAUUAAUCUGACUUUAUAAGAUGUCAAUGUGGAGUGUCUUGUUCCAUGACCAAAGCGCUUGACUGUCUUUUCGCUUUGCUGCUUCAAAUUUUCUAUUUAUCCCAAAUCCCUCACAGCCUGGGCUCUGCUGAGGAGAUGUUUCUGUUUGCUAA